This is a messenger RNA of Solenopsis invicta (red fire ant), 1006 nucleotides long. Its product is annotated as protein ALP1-like. The coding region runs from base 11 to 1006 and encodes 331 amino acids. The record is from RefSeq and is a predicted model, not a curated record. NCBI's taxonomy places the organism in Eukaryota, Metazoa, Arthropoda, Insecta, Hymenoptera, Formicidae. The transcript is spliced from 4 exons.
AAAUUUUCGUAUGUCUAAAGAGAGUUUUAUAGAAUUAUGUGAUAUGCUCAGAGAUGAAUUAGAACCAGAACCACAAUUUUUAAUGCCAAGGGAACCUAUAUCUGUAGAAAAACAAGUAGCUGUGGCCUUAUAUAAAUUAGCAUCUACUGCAGAAUAUAGAGUUAUUGGCAAUGCAAUGGGAAUACAUAAAUCGUCUGUAAAGAAAUGUUUAUACAGAGUAAUAAAGGCUAUCAAUAAAGUAAUGCUUCAAAAUUAUAUAAAUAUGCCAAAUGAAAAUGAAGCCAAUUUAAUAGCUUCAAAUUUUGAAAACAAACGUUUUAUUCCACAAAUUAUUGGUAGUAUCGAUGGUACGCACAUAGAAAUUAUUCCACCAAAAGAAGGAUACAGAGAUUUUAUAAAUAGAAAAGGUUGGCCUUCAUAUAAUGUACUUGCAAUUGUUGAUCAUAACGGAAGAUUUAGAAAUAUUGUAAUAAAACAUCCAGGGAGUUAUCACGAUACAGCUGUAUUAAAAGAAAAUGUUCAGAAAACUCGUAACAUAAAUAGAAUGGAAAUACCGUUUAUAAUUGUGGGAGAUCCUGCUUACCCACUGUUACCAUGGUUCAUAAAAGGAUUUUCUGGUUCAUUAUCAUCGGAAGAAGAAUCUUUCAAUGUCCAUUUAAAUUCUGCUCGAAUAUCUAUAGAAAUGGCGUUUGCUUUCAGUCUACCAAACGCCAUUUCUAUAGAUAUUCGAGCAGAAUUUAAAUGGACAUUGAAAGAUUCUUCUUCCGAUGAUAAUCCAGAAAUUAUUGCAGCUUGUUGUGUAUUACACAAUUUUGUUGAAAAAAACAAGGAUAGGUUUUACAUACAAUGGUUACAAGAAAUUGAACAAUUAGAACUUGUAAUAUCACAACCAAGAACUGCAACGAUUACUAGUACAGAUUCUAUAGAUGGUACAAAUAUUCGGAAUCAUCUAAAACAAUAUUUAUCCGACAAUUUUCCAUUAAGAAAAGCCUUAAUACGACCAUAA